This is a messenger RNA of Oikopleura dioica, 273 nucleotides long. Lineage: Eukaryota; Metazoa; Chordata; Appendicularia; Copelata; Oikopleuridae. The record is from the annotation of a GenBank genome assembly.
AUGAUCCUCGGACGAAGAUCUAACCCUCCUAUGAGCUUUGUUGAAGCGGGCACCUUACAAGGGUUACUCGCGACAGCUCCGAUGAACUCUUUGAAAGUUCUGGUUAAUACCAACGAAGGCGAAGGAAUGACCUUUCUGUUUCUUGGAAGUACGAUCGCUUUGAUCAUCGUUGCACUGGUUAUCAUCGCGAUUAUUGUCUGCGAACUCCGUCGACCCGCUCCUAGUGCGGACGGCCGACGCGACAGCCGCACAGACGCUGUCAUCAUUGCGUAA